AUGGCCGACCCAUUCGCCCCCAAGACGAUGAAGAGGAAGAACAAGAAGGGUCUUGCACUGAGCGCGCCCCCACCAAAGCCGGUGCCCUCGGAGAGCGAUGCACAGGCACCAGGCGGCCUAGGCAAUGCUAGGGAGGAGACCCUCGAAAUCGGCGUAGAGUUCCAGCUGGACUUAAAGGCAGAAGACUUGAUUGUUCUGCGGGAAUUAGGCUCAGGAAACGGCGGCACAGUCAGCAAGGUCCAGCACGCAGCUACCAAAGUGAUCAUGGCGAGGAAGGUCAUACAUGUCGAAGCGAAGAACGAAGUACGGAAACGCAUCGUGCGUGAGCUGCGCAUUAUGCACGAGUGCAACUCGCCCUACAUUGUUGAUUUCUACGGCGCAUUCCAGAACGACUCUGGGGACGUUAUCAUGUGCAUGGAGUACAUGGAUGUGGGUGCUUUGGAUUGGGUAUCUCGCCAAUUUGGUCCCGUACGCGUCGAUGUCCUCGGAAAGAUCGCAGAAGCUGUGCUCGGCGGUCUCAGCUACCUCUACAGCGCCCACCGCAUCAUGCACCGCGACUUGAAGCCUUCGAACAUCCUUGUAAAUUCCAAGGGCCAGAUCAAGCUCUGUGACUUUGGUGUCUCCAGUGAGCUUGACGGAUCCAUCGCCGAGACAUUCGUGGGAACAGGCACAUACAUGGCUCCCGAGCGUAUUCAGGGUUCUCCCUACACCGUCAAGUCGGACGUGUGGAGUGUUGGCCUGUCCAUUAUGGAGCUGGCUAUUGGCAAGUUUCCUUUCUCUGGGAGCGCAGACGAUGACGAGGCUGGAGGUCCUCAGGGUAUUCUUGACCUUCUCCAGCAGAUUGUUCUUGAGCCUGCGCCGAAGCUGCCCAAGAGCGAUGCGUUCCCCUCCAUCCUCGAAGACAUGGUUGCCAAGUGCCUGCUGAAGGAUCCCAAGGAGCGUCCAACACCUAAGGAGCUUUACGACCACGACGCAUUCCUCCAAGCCGCGAAGCGCACACCGGUCGAUCUUGAAGCAUGGGCGACAAGCAUGCUCGAACACAACAAGCGAAAGUCGCAUCUCGCCCCAUCCGUACCCUCCGGUAACAUCCGCGAGAAGCUGCAGAACCAGGAGCCGGCACCAAGGCGAGGAUCUGCGGACGUCAGGCACCAGGAGUUCUCGCCGAGAAGAGGCUCUGCUGAUGUCAGGCAGGACGGUCCGGCGCCGCCACGCCCAGCAUACCCCCAACGCACAUCGAGCAGUAUCAGCCACCACAGCCAGUCGAACAGCCAGUCGAGUCAAGGCGGCCAAAUGUCCCUUCCCAUGCGACCUGCGCCACCAGCGUCAAACGGCUCAAAUUCGAGGCCUCAAUCGAGAGGACCACCGCUCAACGGUGGAAUGCCUCCCGCGCCACGGAGAAUGUAUAGCGACGUGCAAUAA
This is a messenger RNA of Didymella exigua CBS 183.55, 1419 nucleotides long. Its product is annotated as Pkinase-domain-containing protein. Gene Ontology annotation, biological process: protein phosphorylation. Gene Ontology annotation, molecular function: protein kinase activity; ATP binding. NCBI's taxonomy places the organism in Eukaryota, Fungi, Ascomycota, Dothideomycetes, Pleosporales, Didymellaceae. The record is from RefSeq and is a predicted model, not a curated record. The coding region runs from base 1 to 1419 and encodes 472 amino acids. The transcript has 4 exons.